Molecule: messenger RNA, 2119 nt
Organism: Dimorphilus gyrociliatus
Lineage: Eukaryota; Metazoa; Annelida; Polychaeta; Dinophilidae
Source: the annotation of a GenBank genome assembly
GAAUACCAUUUCCGUUCAAAAUGUCUACGGCCGCGAUAUCGCUAUCCAGCUUGCUGCCUGCACCUGUCCAACAAAAUUACGAUAGGGACAAUGAGGAAAAGGAAACAUCUCGUAAUGUGAUUCCUAAAAUUUCGAAGGCUAUUCCUCCUUAUGGUCAUAGAAAAGGUUGGAUACCAAGACAAGAGGACGACUAUUGCGAUGGAGGAGCAUUUCCCGAGAUCCACGUCGCUCAAUAUCCGUUAGGAUUAGGAAAGGAGAAACAAUCUUCAAAUGCUCUUUCUUUACAAGUUGAUAGUGAGGGAAAAGUUAGAUACGAUGCUCUUGCCAAGUAUGGUCAUGGUAAAAAUAAGGUGGUUCACUCACGAUUUGAAGACCUUUUACCGAAACCAAUCGAUGAUGAUGAUCCUGAAUUACAACGCCCAGACGAAGAAGAAAUACAAGAAACAACUGAUAAAACACGAGAAGCCCUCGAAAAAUUGGUUGCAGGAAAAAUAGCAGCUGCCAAUCCUACAAAGAGAGCAGAAAAGCAAGAACCUGCUCAAUACAUCCGUUACACUCCAUCACAACAAGGUAAUUCUUACAACUCAGGAGCCCAACAAAGAAUUAUCAGGAUGGUGGAAGCCCAACAAGAUCCAAUGGAACCACCUAGAUUUAAAACAAAUUCAAAAAUACCAAGAGCACCGCCCUCACCACCAGCUCCUGUUAUGCAUUCUCCACCUCGUAAACCAACAGUUAAAGAGCAAAAUGAAUGGAAGAUUCCACCAAGUAUUUCACAUUGGAAGAAUGCUAAAGGGUUUACCAUACCUCUUGAUAAAAGAUUAGCUGCCGAUGGAAGGGGCUUACAAAGUGUACACAUUAAUGAAAAUUUUGCAAAAUUGGCUGAGUCUCUCUACAUUGCUGAUCGCAAAGCUAGAGAAGCUGUUGAAGUGAGAGCCCAAAUGGAACGUAAGACAGCACAGAUGGAAAAAGAGAAGAAAGAAGAAAACUUGUUGAAAGUUGCUGAAAAAGCAAGAGUUAAUCGAUCUAGUUAUAAUCACGGAUCAGGACAAGUUUCUGAAGAAGCCAAAGAGAGAGAUGAAUUUCGUAGAAUCAGAGGAAAAGAGAGAACUAGGGAAAAGAAUAUUAGUCGUGCUGCUCCAGAUAAGAAAAAUAGACUUUUGAGAGAUAGAGAUCGUGAUAUUUCUGAACAAAUCCAUCUUGGUAGACCUCAAGUCUCUAAACCAUCCGCUGACUCUCAAUUUGAUCAACGUCUAUUUGGAAAAACUAGUGGAAUGGAUAGUGGUUUCGGAGAUGAUGACGCUUAUAAUGUUUAUAAUGAGCCAUGGAAUAAAAAUAAAAAUAUCUCUAAGGGAAUAUAUGUUCCAAGCAGAAACUCUGAUAAAGACAUGUAUGGAGACGACUAUGAAAAGAUUGUUAACAGCAACAGAUUUGUUCCUGAUCAACGCUUCAGCGGAACUGAGGGAGGUAGUAACAGAGAGGGACCUGUUGCUUUUGAAAAGGAAGAGGAUCCCUUCGGAUUGGAUGAUUUCUUGGAACAGGCUAAAACUCACGAUAGCUCUAACAAACGUCCUAUUGAUGACAAAGGAUCCAGAGAUCAUGGUUCAAAAAAGAGUCGACAUUAAAAAUAAGGAAAAGCAAGGAAAGAUUGACAUAUAUCAUAUGCGAAAUUUGUAGAUAAUAAAAAAGAAGUUUGUGAUCGUCUAAAAUUUCUUGUCUUGAAUUUUACGAUUCAAUUCAUUCGUUAAGUCAUCACUUAUUGUGAUAUUACUAUUAUUAUGGACAUGUAACAUUUUCAACUAUUGUAAUCAGAAAGAUUAACCUCAUUACAGAUGGCUUAAAUUUUAACAAAUAAACUUCAAUCCGAAGCUAUUGAUCAGGCGAUAUAAUUUUUAUUUAUCUUAAUGCACUGUUACUUUAAAAGUCGGUGUGAAUCAACAUAGUUGGAGAUCGUUUAAUAUAUAUAUAUAUAUACUGUAUAUAUGUGUUUGUAUCUUUAGAAAGUCAUAAACAUUUUCUUGUAACUUUGUUCAUGUCUCUCUGAAAAAUAUUUUCUGCACGCUUCCUCUAAAAAGAAAGAAAUAUUGAAAAAUCAAUAUAAUUUGUAAACUUUCACUUAGCG